GGCCUUGGCGCGCCGGCUGAGCUUUUGAGGCGAGGCGGAGGAAGGGUGGAGCUCAGGCGUGGGAAGAUGCGAGGUCCAGCCCGUCUCUGGCCUCCUCGUUCCUGCCCCGCGGCUGCAGGGGCCUCCACCUCUCCCGGGAACCGGUUCCUACCAGGAACUGCAAGUCCAGGGAAGGGAAGGAGACUUGCCAGAAUCCGCAAGGUGAACAGAACACCUGUGACAUUACAUCAGGCACCUAUGUAAGGAAAUUGGACUGUGGACCAUCAUGGCUUAUGGCUUACCAAGAAAGAACACAGUGAAGACCAUUUUGCAGUGCAGUUAUUAUAAAGUACAGGAACCUUGGGAUCUUGCAGUGCUUACAAGGACUUGGUACCAGAAUUUAGCUGACCUUAGAUUACCUUUCUUGGAAGAAAUUACACUGGGUCGUCCUAUACAACUAAAAAAAUGCAAAACCAAGAAAGGUCUACUCCCUUCAGCAGAAGCCCUCAAACUUGAAAGGGAGUAUGAAAUGAAGCGCCUAACUGCACUUAAAUGCCAAGAAAAUGUAUCUAAAGAAGUUGGGUUUUCCCUCAAGGAAAAGACAUUUGAUUUGAGAAGACCUCUCCCACCCAAGUGGCAGUCAUCUCAUAAUAGAGUCUUUACUCUAUUUCCUGAACCCAAAGGGGAUAAAGAGCUCUCACUGUGUAAAGAUGCAAAUGCAUGAACGCCCACUGGUGGACAAGCCAGUGCACAUCAGCGUGAGUUAGUGAACAGCUCUGGCCAAUCAUCUGGGUCCUUGCUACAUUCUUUUUAUAUGGUAUCACCGACAAGAGCACCGUAAGUACAUGAAAAUGCAUCUGGGGCUAAAUCAUUUGGGCUAUUUGUUUUGAUUUUUAUAAAAGUGCACUAAGGAAUGAGUAAACUCAUUGUCAGUGGUAUUAUUUUGAAGAAACAUUUUGAAUUGGCAUCCUUGAGAUCCUAAGGAGGAGCCAAAAAGAAGGUGAGAGAAAUUCUCUUAAAAAGCAUAAACUGGAAAUUUUUGUUUGGUUAAGAAAAAUGGUAGACUUCAUUUUCAUAACUCUUCAGUUAUGAAAAUUGGAAAUUUCCAAUUUUCAGCGAAUCAUCAUUUAAUAUUCUGUAUUCUGGUGUUUUAUAAUAGCAAGUGGAACUUACUUUGUUUUUGUUUUCCUAAAAAAUGUCUUUUUCUUUUUGCUCAAUUUCAUUCUUUCUCUCUGGAAUGACCCAGAGCAUGUGGAACACACAGACAUAUGUGAAAGUGACAUGAAAGUACAAAGAAGUUGUGAGGAAAACUCAUAUUGCAGAGUGGUUGGGGAAUGGGGACUUGACUGGAAAGUACUAGAUAUGGAUGACCCAGUUUUUCUAGAAUUUGAAUGGAAUAAAACAUACUUGACAUUAAUGUGAUGUAAGAAUAUGCUUUCAGGUGAUUCAGUAGGCAUUUUAGGAACUUCUUAUAUCUUAUCCUAUUUAUGAAAGGCACUAUGACAUAGAAUUUAAAAGUAUAGAUGGGCUAGGUGCUGUGACACAUGCAUAUAAUCCCACCAGCUCAGGAGGCUGAGGCAGGAGGAUCAAGAGUUCAAAGCCAGCCUCAGCAACUUAGUGAGACUCUGUCUCUAAAUAAAAUAUAAAAAGGGUUGGGGAUGUGGCUCAGUGGUUGAGUGCCCUUGGGUUCAAUCCCCAGAACCAAAAAAAAAAAAAAGAACGAAAGAAAGAAAGUACAGAUGAGCUGGGUGCAGUGCCACAUGCCUGUAAUCCUACCUACUCCAGGGAGGCGGAGGCGAAGGACCUCGAGUUUGAGGUCAGCAUGGACAAAUUAGUGAGUACAUGAGGAGUACAGACUGUAGACCUGCCUGUUUGUCUUCAAAUCCCAUCUCAGCUGCUUAUAGUGGUGUGACUUGGGAUAAUUGACUUUGUCUCUGAAUUUUUAUUCUCAUGUGUAAAGUGGGAGUAAUAAUGGCACCUAAUUCAUAAGGUUGUUGUAAUGAUUAAAUAAAAAUUUCCUGGAGCACCAUGAAAAUUACUAUAACUGUCAGAAUCACUAUCCUCUAGCACUUUAAUUGAGGUAUCAAACAUGUAUAAUAUUUGUCUAACUCUGUGACCUUUUGCAGAGGAGAAAUCUUAAAUUUUCAAAAAUUUACUUUUGUUCUUGUCAGUGUUUAUGUUCUCAGACCAUCUGACUUGAUUUUGUAGUUUAAUACAUGGCCCCUAUAUCUAUGGAAAUUCCUGAUCAUAUCUGUUUAAAAACAAUAAUCCCUGAUUAUCAACUUUUCACUUAUAUCUUUCUUUUAAAAGUAAUAUGGACACUAGGCAUGGUGCAGACCUGUUUUCCUAGCUACUUGAGAGGUUGAAGCAGGAGAGGAUCCCCAGAGCAGCCUGGGAAACAUAGCAAGCAACACCCAGCCUCAAAAAAAAAAAAAAAAGUGGUAGCAUGGGAAUUUUGUCUAUGGAAAAAUGUUCUAUCCUAAUGUCCCCACUGGGUCAGUUUAUGGUCUGUCUCAGUAGCCAUCAGGGAACCGUUAACAUCUCACACCUUGUCUCAUACUGGCAAUAUGAGUCUUGGGCUUCCAUCCUUCUUGAAAAAUGAAUGAAACACGUAUCUGUUUGCAAUAAAUUUUUCAGAGUGAAACGUGUCAGUGGUCCUUGUGAAAGCUGGGAUUUGAGAAAUCUUUAGUUCUUCAUCAUUUUCUUAAGAGGAAAGUGCUUGUUUAUAACUUUAAGAUUCUUCUAGUCAUGUUUUUGAACAGAUGUUUUGGAACUCUUAAAAUUGCCCAUGUUGAAAUUAAAAAUUACACCGUAAAAUAAAUUUGAGUAAAAAUGCA
Marmota monax (woodchuck) is the source of this 2816-nucleotide messenger RNA. RefSeq lists its product as uncharacterized. The transcript is spliced from 4 exons. The record is from RefSeq and is a predicted model, not a curated record. Bases 266 to 703 code for a protein of 145 amino acids. Lineage: Eukaryota; Metazoa; Chordata; Mammalia; Rodentia; Sciuridae.